GAUAAACCUAUGUGAGAAUAUCUCCGCAGCAAUUAAAAUGGCGCUGUCCAGGACGAACUGUUUAAGGACGACGGGGUUAAUUCGUUCUGUAGAAUUAUUAAGUCGUAUCAGUUCUCCCCAGAAUUUAUUGGAGGCUAACAAACUGGUUCAGAUACCAUGUCUGUCUUUGACAAUAGUCAAAAAGAAGCCGAUUUCAGAGCGGAGAUAUAAAACACCAUUAAAGUUUCUACCCAAACAUCCUUUCAUGGAGCCACAUAUAGAACAUAACCCUGAAGAAAUUACAAAACUUUUAAAAGAAUAUAAAGAGAAUGAGCCUGUAUCCACAAUGCCAAAUCCUUACGCAAAGCCAUACAAGAGAUGUAUUUUGUGUCAACAUGAUGUAAAACUAGACUACAAGAAUGUGCAGUUAUUAAGUCAGUUUGUUUCACCAUUCACUGGCCAGCUGCUCAACCGAUCAAUAACUGGUCUUUGUAUACCGAUGCAAAAGAAAGUUUCCAGGCUUGUUAAAACUUCCAGAAAGCUUGGUUUAAUGCCCUUUAUGUUUAAAGACCGGCGCUAUGUGGAAGAUCCUAAACUCUUUGAUCCACUUCGACCGAAGAAGUACGACUCUUAUUUUUCCAAGUUGUAUAACAACUUAUUGGAAAAGAUGUACAGCUGACAGAAAAAUAUGUGUAUAGUGCUCCAUAAUGAAACAGCCUUGUUGUGUUUGUGCUGAAUAAAAUGAAUCAAGUGUUGAAAAUGGUAUAAAGUAUGAUCAUAGCAGUGCAGAAAUAUCUGUAUCCACACCAACAAUAAUCUGUGUUAUUUAAAUAACAGAAAAUAUUCAGAAGAUGAGAGGACUUACUCAACACAAACCUUCUCUUUGGGACAAUAUGUGAGCUGUGUGUGUGUAUGUAUGUGUUUUAUAAUAAACAUUAAAAUGUUGAUAA
Molecule: messenger RNA, 929 nt
Organism: Octopus bimaculoides (California two-spot octopus)
Lineage: Eukaryota; Metazoa; Mollusca; Cephalopoda; Octopoda; Octopodidae
Biological process (GO): mitochondrial translation
Cellular component (GO): mitochondrial small ribosomal subunit; ribosome
Molecular function (GO): small ribosomal subunit rRNA binding; structural constituent of ribosome
Source: RefSeq, a predicted model, not a curated record